UUAUCGAAGUAUCGAAUAUUGUUUGUAAUCGAUUGUUCAAUAGUGAUACUUAAACCAUCGUAAAGGGGACUUAAACAAAAAGAAUAAAAAUCCUGAGCUAUUGGAUAUAGUACACUUUCUCACGGGAAGAUUAGGCAUAAAUUUCGGAAUUCAUAAUGGCGAAAAUGGCUUUUCAACAUCAGGCCGGAACGGCGAUGGAAUGCUUAAGUAUCCCAAUAACUCUUCACAAAGAGAAAGAUUACGAUAGAGAAGGCAGAGAAAUACUGAAAUGUGGCUUUAAAAUAGGUGGGGGUAUUGAUCAAGACUUCAAAAAAAGUCCUCAAGGAUAUACGGAUUAUGGAAUUUAUGUUACUGAAGUGCACGAUAAGAGUCCAGCUUCCCGAGCUGGUCUUCGCAUCCAUGACAAAAUUUUGCAGUGCAAUGGCUAUGAUUUUACAAUGGUAACACAUAAAAAGGCCGUAAGCUAUAUCCGAAAAAACCCAGUACUAAAUAUGCUCGUUGCCAGAAAGGGAGUAACUUCCACAUAAGUAUUAACUCCUUCACAUUUAUGUCAUUAAAUUGUCUCAAGAGCAAAUGGGUAUUUUAUCUCAAAUUGAUUAAAUUAAACACCGUUGUCGGAAUGGGAUGUCAACUUAAUUUGACGAUCCAGCGGCAUUAAUUUUAUAUUUAAUCGAUAAAGCAGUUGAACAAAAAAAGUAUGUAAAACGCGACUCGUCAGACUUCAGUAGAUGGCAUAGUUCAGUAGAUUUUUUACAUAUAUUAUAUAAUUGCAUUAUACAUUUCAGUUUUAUGUUUUCUUUGCUUAAAAACAAGCAAUUUCAGAUAAUGGAUUAUUAAACUAAUACAAAAAUUCA
This is a messenger RNA of Bactrocera tryoni, 854 nucleotides long. Its product is annotated as tax1-binding protein 3 homolog. Lineage: Eukaryota; Metazoa; Arthropoda; Insecta; Diptera; Tephritidae. The record is from RefSeq and is a predicted model, not a curated record. Gene Ontology annotation, molecular function: protein binding. The transcript has 3 exons. Gene Ontology annotation, biological process: neurotransmitter receptor transport, endosome to postsynaptic membrane; neurotransmitter receptor transport postsynaptic membrane to endosome. Gene Ontology annotation, cellular component: adherens junction; postsynaptic membrane; postsynaptic density. The coding region runs from base 156 to 527 and encodes 123 amino acids.